Ogataea polymorpha is the source of this 482-nucleotide messenger RNA. RefSeq lists its product as uncharacterized. Bases 36 to 461 code for a protein of 141 amino acids. The transcript has a single exon. The record is from RefSeq and is a predicted model, not a curated record. Lineage: Eukaryota; Fungi; Ascomycota; Pichiomycetes; Pichiales; Pichiaceae.
CCAAACACUACGAUAUAGGCGACUACGAAGACCAGAUGGCCACGAACGUGAGCUUUGUUUUCUCAUUCUUCCUGUUUUGCUGCUCGUUCCAGAGCGUGGUGACCACAUUCCACAAGCUAGGCAAAUUGCUACCGUCUGCUAAAGACCAGUCAGCUGUGUCUGAUUCGUCUUUCUUUGUCGACCUUCUUGUGUGCGAGUUGACAGGCAUCUAUCUACUGUCGACCACCGUGCUGCUUCACACACAUCUACUUUCCAGCCGUCUCACGCUCUUCGAUCACGAUAUUUCCUUUAUCGACGUUUGGUUCGAUAAGUGUUUUGGGUUUGGCUGUACAGUGAGCAUUGUGGGAUUGUUCAUUUCUGAGCAAUUAGAGCAUUUCUAUAAGGAUGAAGACGACCAGUUCGAUCAUCCGAUGAUCUACGACGAGGAGGCCCUCGUGGAAGGGCGGGGGAAAAUCAAUUAGAGCAUGUACUAAUGAAAUACG